This is a messenger RNA of Trichophyton rubrum CBS 118892, 909 nucleotides long. RefSeq lists its product as uncharacterized. Lineage: Eukaryota; Fungi; Ascomycota; Eurotiomycetes; Onygenales; Arthrodermataceae. The coding region runs from base 1 to 909 and encodes 302 amino acids. The record is from RefSeq and is a predicted model, not a curated record. The transcript has 2 exons.
AUGACCACUCCUACACUCAUCAACCUCCCUCCGCCUCCAUCGGACCCCGUCACCCCCUCGGAGAUGGGCCCGAGCACUCCCAACUCAGGGACAACCUCUCUCUCCGCGCUGUCCACCGUAGCCAUCAAGGACGGCCACCAGGGAGCUCGCCGACCCCACAGUCACCGGCCACAUCGGUCCUCCUCCAACGCUUCUGAAACGUCCACAACGACUCUUGACGCUGAGCGCGCAGACCGCAUCUCUCGCCUUGCUGGCCUGGAGCGCCUCUCCGCUCGCACGGCUGCAGGUGGCAAUCCUCUUCACGCACACAACUCCAGCGGGCUCUCGCAGGGAGAGUACUUUGACACACAUCCUCAUAUGCUCAAGGAGCGCAGCACAGUCGGCAGUGCUAGUGCGACGGAAAGUAUAAGUCGUGGCAGUCUCGGCGGACGCACACGCACCACCUGGGCCAGCGGAAGCGACGAUGUCUACGGACAAGAUGAAACCAUAGACGAAGAAGACGUCGAUCCAGACGACGCAGAUGCACGCUCUACAGACGCCUUCAGCGACGAAGGAAACGCAAGUCUCGUUGGAUUCGGUGAGGGAGCAAACAGCACCAUCUCGGGACCGAUAUCCACCCCCGUACAACGCCUGGCUGCAGCAGGACUAAGCAGGCAGUCCUCCUCCAUGACGGGCGUCAGUAAUACUGCAGUAGCGGGCUCAAGUCCUACCUCAAGCCGAUUCUCCCACCCAAUCACACACCAGAGCCAGUCUCAGCAGCCACCCCAGUCACCCACAUCUGCACCGGGCUCGCGAGCUACAGCUGCUGUCGACGCUCAAAUGCUUGAUGGGAUGACCUACGAUGAGGACAUAGUCGACACCACUGCCCGGUCGCCUCUACCCGUCAAGAGCGAUGAAGAAGGCCAAUGA